GUCAAAGUCGUCUCUCUAUCUACGCAUCCGGGAUAUUUGAAGCCGUAAUAGUUGUCUAUGACGGCUGAUUUCUUCGAUUAAGAGGUUAAAUGCACACAAUGCAAUUGUUCUAGAAGGCUGAUGCGGAUUUGUGUUUAUAUUUUUAAAACUCAGAAGUCUGCUUUAGCUGAACUUCCUUGAUGUACAUUUAUGUAUAUGAUUUUCAGCUGAAGAAUUUACUACAGGCUAUUAAGGUACAGUUGUUUAACAAGAGUCUGAGCUCCUGAAGUACGUUCUGCCAGUGAUCAGGGUAAAAUUGUUUACAGAGAGACUUCUGCCCACCAGCAUUAGUAGAUCAUAAGAAGUGUUCCAUGGAGAUUUUGUAGUGAGAUCAGGAUAGAGUAGGUUGUGUAUAUGCACAUCGGAAUGGAUUUGCAAUUCAAACACGUCUUGUUGAUUUUUCUCUUGUUACUAGUACAAUAUGGUUCUGUUACAGCGGAUUCAGAAAACAAUACUUCACAAAGGCUAAUAACUGCUCCAUUGAAGGAGACAAUAGGAAGUGUUAUAGACGGUACCAAUUUAGGUGAAGUCUUUAAAUCUGAUACUGUUACUGAUGAACUUGAGGGAACAAACAGUGGGAACGGCAGGGUUUCAGUGACUACUGUUGCUUUGUUCACAUUGGCGAUGGCUGCUGCUACUGGUUUGGGUGCCUUGCCAUUCUUCUUUGUUGAACUUGAUGCUCAGUGGGAAGGGAUUUGCAAUGGGAUGGCUGCGGGAGUGAUGUUAGCAGCAAGCUUUGAUCUAAUACAAGAAGGGAGGGAUCAUGGGAGUGGCAAUUGGGUUGUACUUGGUAUUUUGGCGGGUAGUGUUUUCAUAUGGCUAUGUAAGAAGUUCCUUGAGCAUUAUGGUGAAGUCAGUAUGUUGGACAUAAAAGGAGCCGAUGCAAGCAAGGUUAUUCUCGUAAUUGGAAUCAUGACUCUUCAUUCUUUUGGGGAAGGUUCUGGAGUUGGGGUAUCUUUUGCUGGCUCAAAAGGUCUCUCUCAGGGUCUUUUGAUAACUUUAGCUAUUGCUGUUCAUAAUAUACCAGAAGGCUUAGCCGUUAGUAUGGUUCUUGCAUCAAGAGGAGUUUCUCCACAGAAUGCUAUGUUAUGGAGUGUGAUUACCUCAUUGCCCCAGCCUCUUGUAGCAGUACCUUCCUUUAUAUGUGCGGACGCCUUCAACAAAUUGCUGCCGUUCUGUACGGGAUUUGCAGCAGGGUGUAUGAUCUGGAUGGUUGUUGCCGAGGUUCUUCCAGACGCAUUUAAGGAAGCCUCUCCUUCUCAUGUUGCAUCUGCAGCUACACUUUCAGUCGCCUCUAUGGAAGCACUUGGUGCCAUGUUCCAAAAUUUGGGCCUCAACUACAAUUCAGAAGGUGCUUCUGGCUUCCUUGUGUCGUUACUAUUUGGUCUUGGUCCCUUGCUGGGUGGCAACAUUCUUGUUGCCUUUGCUCUUGCAUUCCAUCUUCAGCAUGCUCUUCUCACCGGUGUUGCAUCUGGUAUCGCCUUCGUUCUUGGAGCCUGGAGACCACUUCAAUUGCUAUUUUCUUCCAAAAUGGGAUUCGUCACACUCACUUUUCUUCUCGCAAUGGGGUCGGGAUUCACACACAUCUCUACUUCCAUGGCAACUAAAAUCGUGACCCGGAAAAAGACUUCAGCAAACACCUUAUCUGAUGCAACUGGCAUCACAAUGAGUGCACUCACGCUGCAGUCGAUCCUAUCAUGUCUGACCGUGGCUCUCCAUGCUCUAGCCGAGGGACUCGCUUUAGGUGUGGCUGCACCAAAAGCUUAUGGGUUUGGUAGACACAUGGUCCUGCCGGUUUCUCUUCAUGGGAUCACUCGUGGAGCUGCUGUUGCAAGCUGCAUUUUCGGAGCAACAGACAGUUGGUAUGGAUCGUUGGCGGGGUCCGGCUUGAUCGGGAUCGUGGGCCCCAUUUCUGCUAUUGGAGCCAUACUUGCUGGGAUUGAUUACAGUGGUUUAGACCAUUUGAUGGUGUUUGCUUGUGGGGGUUUGAUCCCAUGUUUUUGGAGCAUGCUUAGAAGGGCAAUGAGACUGGAUAAACAAAAAAGCAUCGUUGGUCUUAUAACCGGCAUCGGUUUUGCGAGUGUCUGCUUGAUGAGCACAAAGUUGGUUUGCUUGCAUACCCCUUACUGCAACUCUGCACCAGAGGCUGUGAGAUGAUGGAUUUCUAGAUAUCUUAUCUUUCCGAAUCAACAGCCGCUGCUUGUUUAGCACACGAGAUCGGGAGUCAGAAAUCAGAAUAUAGAGAGAUAGUUGUUGGGAAAAAAGAAAAGCUCCGGAAAUCAGAUUAUUUCUAUGGCACAGGUACGACAACACUACUAUAGUAUAUGCUACUUUAGAUUUGUUUUGGUCUAUGGUUCUAAUGGUUUUCGGGGUUUCUCCCACUAAUUCGUAACAUUUCAC
Cynara cardunculus var. scolymus (artichoke) is the source of this 2439-nucleotide messenger RNA. Its product is annotated as putative zinc transporter At3g08650. Bases 394 to 2196 code for a protein of 600 amino acids. The record is from RefSeq and is a predicted model, not a curated record. Gene Ontology annotation, cellular component: membrane. Gene Ontology annotation, molecular function: zinc ion transmembrane transporter activity. The transcript is spliced from 6 exons. Lineage: Eukaryota; Viridiplantae; Streptophyta; Magnoliopsida; Asterales; Asteraceae. Gene Ontology annotation, biological process: zinc ion transmembrane transport.